Messenger RNA from Penicillium oxalicum, 1452 nucleotides. RefSeq names its product FKBP-type peptidyl-prolyl cis-trans isomerase. The record is from RefSeq and is a predicted model, not a curated record. Bases 1 to 1452 code for a protein of 483 amino acids. Lineage: Eukaryota; Fungi; Ascomycota; Eurotiomycetes; Eurotiales; Aspergillaceae. The transcript has 3 exons. Gene Ontology annotation, molecular function: peptidyl-prolyl cis-trans isomerase activity; macrolide binding. Gene Ontology annotation, cellular component: chromatin; nucleolus.
AUGUCCGCUGUUCAACCGGUUGCUGUUUAUACCCUCCGGGUUCCUGCCGGCUCCAUGGUGCAGGCCGUGCCUAACGCCGCGGCUUCGUUCCGUGUCAGCAUGGCUGCCAUUGACCCCGAUGAGGAGCCCGAGUUUGACGACGGCGAUUCUAGCAAGUCUGGCCGCGCCACAUUGAAGAUUGUGCGCCCUCCUCCCGGGUUUGGUGAGGACUCCGACGACGAGGACUACAGCGAUGAGGACUACGACGACGAGGAAGAGGACUCUGAUGACGAGGAAGUCAACGGUGGACCUAGCGACAAGGAGAAGGCCCGCAAGUUGAAGCAAGCGGCCGCUCAGAAGGAGCUUGAGGACGCUAUGGAGGAGGAUGAUGAGGAUGAUGAAGAGAACGAUGGCGGCUUCGACCUCAAGGCUGCUAUCUCCAAGCUGAUCAAGGGCAAGAGCCCCCUCACCGGUGACGACGAUGAUGAGGAUGAUGCAUCCAGCGAUGGUGCUCUGGAGUUCGAUGAGUCUGUUAUCUGUACUCUCUUUGCCGAUAAGAACUGCCAGCAACCUCUUGACAUUGUUGUCUGUGAAGGUGAGGUUGUCUUCUUCAAGAACACUGGUAACCAGACUGUCUUCUUGACUGGUAACUACGUUGUCGGUCUUGAUGAGCUUCAAGAUCAUGAUCACGAUCAUGACCAUGACGAAGACGACGAGGACGACUAUGAUCUCUCCCCCGAUGAGGAGGAGCUUGACAUGGAGGAGUUGCUGGCCAUGGACGACGACGAGAGUGACGACCUUGACGACAUGGAUGACCCCCGCAUCACUGAAGUCGACAGCGAGGAGGAGGAGGCUCCCAAGUUGGUCGAGGCCAAGGCCAAGGGCAAGAAGCGUGCCGCUGAGGAGGAGAGUCUCGACGAGAUGAUGGCCAAGGGUGCCAAGGGUAAGGCCGCCAAGGAGGAGCCUACCUUGACCAAGGCCCAACAGAAGAAGCUGAAGAAGAACAACGGUGACGCUGCCGCCGUUGAGCCCAAGAAGGAGAAGGAGACCAAGGAGGCCAAGGCCGACAAGAAGGUCCAGUUUGCCAAGAACCUCGAGCAGGGUCCCACCCCCAACGGUGACAAGCCCACCGGCACCCUUGGUGUCAAGGAGGUGAAGGGUGUUAAGAUCGACGACAAGAAGCUUGGCAAGGGUGUCGCUGCUAAGAGCGGUAACACUGUCGCCAUGCGCUACAUCGGCAAGCUUGAGGACGGCAAGGUUUUUGACUCCAACAAGAAGGGCAAGCCUUUCACCUUCAAGCUCGGCAAGGGCGAGGUCAUCAAGGGUUGGGACAUCGGUAUCGCCGGCAUGGCGCCCGGUGGUGAGCGUCGCAUCACCAUCCCUCCCCACCUUGCUUACGGCAAGAAGGCCCUGCCCGGCAUUCCUGCCAACUCCAAGCUGAUCUUCGAUGUCAAGCUCCUUGAAAUCAAGUAA